AUGGCUGAACUCGAUCGUUCACUGCCUCUUCUUCCGCUGGGAUCCGCACCGGGACCCGACAUGAUCCAUGGGGAGACACUGCGGCACCUUGGAAAAUCUGCGAAACACUCUGUCCUAAUGCUCUUCAACACGACCUUAUGCACUGGCAUUGUUUCACAAAGCUGCAAGCACGGACUCAUAAUCCUGCUCCUAAACUGCGAAGAAACUCGACUGACCUAG
Trypanosoma grayi is the source of this 219-nucleotide messenger RNA. RefSeq lists its product as hypothetical. Bases 1 to 219 code for a protein of 72 amino acids. NCBI's taxonomy places the organism in Eukaryota, Euglenozoa, Kinetoplastea, Trypanosomatida, Trypanosomatidae. The transcript has a single exon. The record is from RefSeq and is a predicted model, not a curated record.